Cyphellophora europaea CBS 101466 is the source of this 612-nucleotide messenger RNA. RefSeq lists its product as uncharacterized. NCBI's taxonomy places the organism in Eukaryota, Fungi, Ascomycota, Eurotiomycetes, Chaetothyriales, Cyphellophoraceae. The transcript has 4 exons. Bases 1 to 612 code for a protein of 203 amino acids. Gene Ontology annotation, biological process: mycotoxin biosynthetic process. The record is from RefSeq and is a predicted model, not a curated record.
AUGCUGGAAGAUCUUGACAUCGAAUACAACACUAUUCAAUUCAAUGGCUCCUUUAUGGCCGAGAACAUCUACCGACAAGCAGCGUCUCCAGAAGUGGAUGCGGCCUGGGAAGCUCUGGGCGUGAACUAUCGCCCAGUAAGGAUCCCCGUCGAGAGGGCGCAAGAGGCAGGUCUCCGGAAAGACCACGUCCAAAUCGACCCUAGAUAUGGAGGCGGGUAUCCAGCCAACGUCGAGGGUCUGCACCAUCUGCAUUGUCUCAACCUCGUCCGACAAACCCUCUACUUCAACUACGACUACUACCGCGCCCUAGGCGACGGAGCCUUCAAGAAUAACGACAGCAUUGUGCGCCUACACGUUACACACUGCCUCGACAUCCUCCGCCAGCAACUCAUGUGCCACGCCGACGUCGGCGUCUUCGGCCAAGUAUGGUACCGGCCCUCCCCGGACGACGAGAUCCCAGCGCCGUUCGUCGAUUUCAACACGCCGCACAAGUGCCGAAACUACGAGGAUAUAAGGAAGUGGGCGGAGGUGCGACAGUUGCCGAGGGAUACGCCGGAAGACUUUCUGCUGCCGCCAGGGCCGGAUACCGUGGUUCUCGAUGGUGUGCCGUGA